Molecule: messenger RNA, 572 nt
Organism: Aedes aegypti (yellow fever mosquito)
Lineage: Eukaryota; Metazoa; Arthropoda; Insecta; Diptera; Culicidae
Product: cytochrome c oxidase assembly protein COX19
Exons: 2
Coding region: 139-414 (91 amino acids)
Biological process (GO): mitochondrial respiratory chain complex IV assembly
Cellular component (GO): mitochondrial intermembrane space
Source: RefSeq, a predicted model, not a curated record
GAAAUUUUUGGCGGAGCUGUCAUCCCAGAUGUCAGUCAGUCGGGGAAAUUUCCCUUUUUGGAGACGGUCGCGAUUUUGAUAGGGAGCCAGUGAUUGCGAUGUAAAUUUCAGAUCCUAGAACCCAACCAACCCAUCACAAUGACGUCGAUGACCUUUGGGCAGAAAAAGUUCAUACCCACGGCGCCGGAAAAGGGCAGCUUCCCGCUGGACCACGAGGGUCAAUGCAAGAAGCUGAUGCUGUACUACAUGCGCUGCCUGCGGGCCAACAACGACGAUAACUCCGCCUGCCGGCAAGAAUCCAAAGCUUACCUGCAGUGUCGCAUGGACAACAAUCUGAUGGCCAAGGAGGAAUUUUCCAAGCUCGGCUUCGCCGAUCUCGAAAGUGAAAGUGCUAAGAAGAGUGAACAGAAGUGAACACGUAGUCUCUAAUAUUGUGUUGAACUGUUGUUAUAAACUUUAUAUUGAACAAUGUCCAAAAAGAACAUUCUGAUCGGGUGCACCGGAAGUGUGGCCACGAUCAAACUUCCGUUACUGAUUCAAAAACUGCGUGAGUCCAAUUCGAACGUUGAAAU